AGCCCCAUCAUAGAAUACAUGUUUUACUUGAUAAAAGGCAAUUAAUAUCAAAGUAAUGAAGAUGUGUUACGUUAGUAUCGACAAUUACUUCCCUUUUCUGUAGACAGCAAGCUAAAACAACAAUUUAGCAUCUACAAACUUCCUGGAGAACUUAAAAUAACAGCUGGAAAAUAACUCAGACUUACACAGAUACAGUUCAGUGCAGUGAAGCCAGGCUAUGGACAAAGCAACACAGUAAACUGUAUCCUGUGGAGAAAUUAGUUUAAUACUUCAAGUGUUACAUCAACAUGUUUCUUCUUGCCUGGGCAAUCAUGUUUUUGUCAGGUGCAUUGGUUUCGGUGGAAGAGUACUGUCAGCAGGGCAACUACUGCAUUACUCUUAUCAAAGAAGUAACAGGAGAGGCUGGACUCUGUGUUGUGAUACCAUGUUCUUUCAACACCGAUAUGAAAUUUACACCUAUACAUAUAGUUUGGUACAAAUCCAAAGAUGAUAAUAAGUCAUGUGUAUUUAACUCUGAAAACAAUACAAAUACUGAAGCUGGGUUUAAAGGAAGAGUGUCGCUGUUGGAGCCUGAUGUGAGUCAGAGGAACUGUAGCAUUGUGAUCAAUGAUCUCACUGAGUCGGAUUCUGGAUACUAUCAGCUCAGAGUGAAUGGGAAUCUGAGUGGAAAACCUGAUGGAUUUUCAUACAACAACAAAACUAAAGUUUCUGUCUCAGCGCUGAAGCAGAAGCCCUCAGUGAUGAUUCCUUCACUGACUGAGGGACAGCAGGCCACUCUGACCUGCACUGCUCCUGGUCUCUGCUCUGGAUCUCCUCCUAACAUCACUUGGAUGUGGAGAGGAAAAGGAGAGAAUGACUCUUACAUCACAGGAAACAUGACUGCUUUAAAUCCUGAGAAUCUGACCGAUGUAAGACUGAGACACAGUUCAAAUUUGACAUUUAUCCCUACAGCUGGACACCACAACACCAAACUCAGCUGCAAGGUCAGCUUCACUGCUAGCAUAACUGUGCAGGAGGAAACUCUGAAUGUGACCUAUGCAAGAAAACCUCAGAUCUCAGGUAGAACAAGCGUGAAGGAGGGACAUGAUCUUAAUCUGACCUGCAGUGUUGACAGCUUCCCUCCUUCAGAAAUCAAGUUUUCAAGAAAAUUAAAUGGAAAUGUCCCGCAGGAAGUAAAUACCUCUUAUUAUAUCACCAAUGCAAUCAGAGAAGAUGCUGGGCUUUACAUUUGUACAGCAAAACACCUGAAUAGCACUCUGACAGAAGAAAUUAAUGUUACAAUAACUUGGUUUUCGGGGAUCCUAAACACUUCUGGAUGUGUGCUCAAGUCGGAGCUGCUGACCUGUGUGUGUAUAAGUGAGGGGUUCCCUCUACCCACCAUAAAUUGGUCAAUGCCUUUGGACCACACUGAGGACUCUGUCACAGUGUCAGGUCAAGCUGUCCGCAGCACUGUUAAACAAACUGUCAAAAGCCAUGAAAACAUCAGCAUUAAAUGUUUCAGCAGCAAUGAAAAUGGAGAAACAGAGAAAAACCUCACAAUUCAAAACCUACCAGAUGAGUCUUCAACAACAGUUCCCUGGCUGGAAAUCCUCAUUGUUGCUUUAAUUGGAGGAUUUAUUUUUAUCCUUCUUUCUAUUAUUGCCAUAACAUAUUACAGAAAAAAACUAAAGAAGUCUGGAAAUUUGGUUGAAACUCUUGAAACGAUCUCUCCAGAUGAUCCACAGUCUUGUGGUGGUCAAUCAGUGAACAAUGCUCAGUUUGAAGUCCAACAUGGAGCAAUGAAUGGAGCCGGGACCCUUGAACUCAACCGUAUAUCGAACGACUUGACGUAUGCCGCCAUUGAUCUCUCCAAGCUUAACAUGCGUCUCGAAAAGGAAGAAAACCCCAACAAGAAUGAGACGGAGUAUGCAGAAAUUCAGAGACAAACAAAAUCAUGCUGAGGAAAUGAAGAAUGAGGAUGACACAAUAACAAAACAUUACGCUUUAAGGAGACUGUGUGGGGUCAAAGAUUUUUUUAUUAACCCUAACAUUUAGUAUUUAGUCUAUGGAAUACAGAAGUGAUUUUAAUCGGAAUUCUAAUUUCCAUUAAUUGUGCUGUCUGUUUAUACUAUGAAAAGGAUUUGCAGCAAAUUAAAGGAAAAUAAAAUUUGUUUACUAAAGGGAUGUAAAAAGACAUUUUUAUAAAAGCAAUUUAUACACAAUUUAGCAAUUAAAGAAUCACUUAAAUGUGUCAGAAUUUAUUAGAAGAUAUAUAUCAUUUAUUACUUUUGUAAGCCAUUUAUUAAGGACAAAUUGUAUUUGUUUUAAAAAAUUAAGGUGAGAUUGUUGAUUUUGUGCACAUCAAAUGUACAAACAAUAAUGUUUUAUAAUUGUGUUCUGUAAUGUAGCAAUGCAAUUCUGACUGACCAACAUUUGUUUGUAGUUAUUUUUGCUUUAUUAAAACUUUGUA
Xiphophorus maculatus (southern platyfish) is the source of this 2449-nucleotide messenger RNA. RefSeq names its product sialic acid-binding Ig-like lectin 5. Bases 288 to 1940 code for a protein of 550 amino acids. The transcript has 9 exons. The record is from RefSeq and is a predicted model, not a curated record. Lineage: Eukaryota; Metazoa; Chordata; Actinopteri; Cyprinodontiformes; Poeciliidae.